AGUAAAAGCCAGACAGAGAGAGAGAGAGAGAGAGAGAGAGAGAGAGAGAGAGAGAUGGCGAGCACCGCAGGGAAGGUCAUCAAAUGCAGAGCUGCUGUUGCGUGGGAAGCUGGGAAGCCGCUGGUGAUUGAGGAGGUGGAGGUGGCUCCUCCUCAGGCAAUGGAGGUUCGAAUUAAGAUCCUAUUCACUUCGCUUUGCCACACUGAUGUCUACUUUUGGGAAGCAAAGGGGCAGAAACCUGUGUUUCCUCGGAUCUUUGGACAUGAAGCAGGAGGAAUUGUGGAGAGUGUUGGAGAGGGAGUUACAGAGCUUGCACCGGGCGAUCAUGUCCUCCCAGUGUUCACUGGAGAAUGCAAGGAUUGUGCUCACUGCAAGUCAGAAGAAAGCAACAUGUGCACCCUUCUCAGGAUUAACACUGACAGGGGAGUGAUGAUCGGGGAUGGGCAAUCAAGGUUCUCGAUCCAUGGAAAACCUAUAUAUCACUUUGUUGGAACCUCAACCUUCAGUGAGUACACAGUUGUUCACGUGGGUUGUCUUGCUAAGAUCAACCCUAAUGCUCCGCUGGAUAAAGUUUGUGUUCUCAGCUGCGGCAUUUCAACUGGUCUCGGCGCAACUCUGAAUGUUGCAAAGCCAGCCAAAGGUUCAUCAGUUGCUAUUUUCGGAUUGGGAGCUGUCGGCCUUGCUGCUGCGGAAGGGGCCAGAAUAGCGGGGGCUUCAAGGAUUAUUGGUGUUGAUGUGAAUCCAAGAAGAUUUCUUGAAGCCAAAAAGUUUGGUGUCAACGAGUUCGUGAAUCCAAAGGACUAUCAGAAGCCGGUUCAAGAGGUGCUUGCUGAAAUGACUGACGGUGGAGUUGAUCGGAGCAUCGAAUGCACCGGCAACAUUGAUGCCAUGAUAUCUGCUUUUGAAUGCGUUCAUGAUGGUUGGGGUGUCGCUGUUCUUGUCGGAGUUCCUCACAAAGAUGCUGUGUUUAAGACGCACCCUAUGAAUGUUCUCAAUGAAAGAACACUCAAGGGAACCUUCUUCGGCAACUACAAGCCUCGCUCUGACAUCCCUGCUGUUGUUGAGAAAUAUAUGAGCAAGGAGCUAGAGCUGGAGAAGUUCAUCACUCAUGAAAUUCCAUUCUCAGAGAUAAACAAGGCAUUCGAGUACAUGCUCAAGGGUGACAGUCUUCGCUGUAUCAUUCGCAUGCAAGAGUAAACCUCUUCUUCUUCUUCUUCUUUCUUUGUCCAAAGAAAAAAAAACCCUGAAAAACACAUCUUUAGUUUCCUGCAAGUUUGUUGCAAACUAAAUAAGCCUGGCCUCCCAGCUUCAGGCCUUUCUUAUUGUUCAUAGAAAGUACUGUUCUUGUAUUUCAGUUGAAAAAAAUUUGUGAACUUGUUUGCAUCUAGUUCAAAAUUAUGUGUGGAAAUAUAUUAGGCCAUAGCAAGCCUCUAUGUUGCAUAUGGGCAUAACAAAGGCAGACCAGCUAUUAUUUGU
Dioscorea cayenensis subsp. rotundata (Guinea yam) is the source of this 1476-nucleotide messenger RNA. Its product is annotated as alcohol dehydrogenase 3. NCBI's taxonomy places the organism in Eukaryota, Viridiplantae, Streptophyta, Magnoliopsida, Dioscoreales, Dioscoreaceae. The transcript has 10 exons. Gene Ontology annotation, molecular function: S-(hydroxymethyl)glutathione dehydrogenase [NAD(P)+] activity; zinc ion binding. The record is from RefSeq and is a predicted model, not a curated record. Bases 55 to 1197 code for a protein of 380 amino acids. Gene Ontology annotation, cellular component: cytosol. Gene Ontology annotation, biological process: formaldehyde catabolic process.